Molecule: messenger RNA, 530 nt
Organism: Protomyces lactucae-debilis
Lineage: Eukaryota; Fungi; Ascomycota; Taphrinomycetes; Taphrinales; Protomycetaceae
Exons: 1
Source: RefSeq, a predicted model, not a curated record
UUUGAAUUUGUGAAAUGCUCACUAGCACCAGAGUCAAUGAUGAAGUCUUCACCCGAAGCAUCAUUCGUGGAGCUGCAUGUCUUCAUAGCCUCACUUUGAAUAAGAUUGAUGACAUUGGAGCAUGAGCCAAGAGAUUUGACCGGCGAGACACGAGGGAGCACUGCGGCAGGGUAACGAGAGAGAAAUUUGCUACUUGUCUUCCUAAAAUUGGUGCCCUUGACGUUAUGGUGGCACUCUUGUACGGAGUGGCCAUUGUCCUCGCAGAACAAACCAUUCAUGUGCCUCCAACCUUUGCCUUCAACCUCGACAGGUGCCUGGUAUGUGCGUUGGACAAUGUUGGCGUGCACAGGCCUGGACCCGAUGAUGAGCGCCGUUGCCACCGCGUUCGACUCAACAUACCUGAAGAACGACCACAUAUCAGGGAAGUCCUUGGCCUUGGCAGAGUGGUAGAACGAGACACUCAUCUCCGUCUUUGGGAGUGCCUGGAAGAAAUGCUGCUGCAUUCCUUGUGUCUCUCUGUCCAUAUCGCG